This is a messenger RNA of Salpingoeca rosetta, 3154 nucleotides long. RefSeq lists its product as uncharacterized. Gene Ontology annotation, biological process: regulation of autophagosome maturation; endosome to lysosome transport; endosomal transport. NCBI's taxonomy places the organism in Eukaryota, Choanoflagellata, Craspedida, Salpingoecidae. The transcript has 20 exons. The record is from RefSeq and is a predicted model, not a curated record. Gene Ontology annotation, cellular component: late endosome; endolysosome membrane. The coding region runs from base 9 to 2960 and encodes 983 amino acids.
CGAAAAUCAUGUCGGAAGGACGUUUGAACUUGAGACAAGCCGUGGACCGGCUUCGCGGGUUUGGGUUCCCGAGCGAGGAAAACGCCACGGCGCUGACGGAUGAGCUGCGUUACAUCACGGAGCUUGUGGUGUGGGGUGACAAGCAUGAUCCAGAGGUCUUUGAAACCUUUAUGGAGUAUGACCUCCUCGGCAUCAUCCGCGACAUGAUGGACCCUGCCAUCGAUCGCGUGCACAUGCAAGUGUUCCAGACGCUUGGCAUUUGGAUGGAGACUCUGGAAACGCCAACGUCCAAAUGGUAUCUCAUGUCGCGCAACUACAUCAACGACAUCAUAUCGUGCCAAAGCAUCAACUUGGAUCACGAGGAGGUGCUUGGAUAUUACAUUUCCUUGUUGAAGCUGCUGGCGUUGAAGCUGAGCCCAGACACCAUCCUCUUCUUCCGCAACAUGCAACGAGGCGACUUCCCUCUGUUCACGCAGGCCAUCAAGCUGUACAACCACGACAACACCAUGGUGCGCAUCGCUGUCAGGAACAUCACGCUAAUGGCAUUCAGAGUGCGGGAGGCGACGCUGGAGGACUGGCUGGCGACUGUGGCUGCACCGCCGUAUUUCGCCACCAUCAUGUGGACCGUUGGCAACACCUCGUUCCGUCUCAACGAAUGCAUCGCCUGCGAUGACAGUGCUGCUGCGGCGAGUCUUGUGGCCGAGCACCUCGAUGCGUUUCAGUACAUGGACGAGGUCAUGGGUACAGCCCACCCCGCUGUUGUCGCUGUUGUCCGCCGCUGCGCCCUCUCCAAUCUCCUCCUCCCCCUCCAUGUCGGCAGCCUCGCUGCUCGCCACGGCCGCAAACAAGACCAGUCCACCAGCAGUGGUGGUGAUGAUCAUGACGACGAUGGUGACCAGGUGCUGUCGCCGGGCGUUUCGCUCUUCAUCCUCGCGCAGGCCCUCUCCACCUUCCAGGACAAGGAGCUGUUGAGGGCGAUUGUGUGCACACUGCUCACGGGCAUACCAGACUGCGAUCACGCCGACGAAGACGCAUCGAAAGCAGCAGAAUCAUCACAUACGCCUGAGAAGGACAGCGAAACGCAACAGCAACAGCGGCAACAGCAGCAGUGGCAGUGGCAGCAUCAACAACGCGAGCAGCAAGACGGGCAGCAAGUGUCGCCUCCAUUCUCCACACCAUCAACCCCACCCCUGUCACCCAUGACAGCAUCCCCAGCACGUGCACGCGCCGUUCGUGUUGGAUUUCUUCGCCGUCCAAAGGAGGACAUGAGCACGCUCCUCUCUGGCUGGAGCAGCGGGUAUCAUCCGGACCCAAAGACCGGCGCACCCGUCGCGUCGCCAGGCACAACACGCAGGGGACGCACCCGCAGCGAUGGUGAUGGUGAUGGUGAUGAUGAUGGUGAUGGUGAUGGUGAUGGUGAUGGUGAUGGUGGCGAUGAUGUGAAGAGGGUUGAAGAACAACUGGGUGCACUGAAUGUCGGAAAACCUGUUGGCAAUGACGAUGAUGAUGGUGAUCAUGAUGGUUGCGGUGAUGCGAGUGACAAUGCAGCCGUGGGGAGUGAGAACGGCGCCUCCAAUGUCGGCUAUGGCGACAGCUGCUUUCAAAUGCUGCUUCGAGCCCUCGAGUGCAUUCCAGACGACAGGACCGCACUGCCGGCGCUCUGUUGCCUGCAGGCAUUACUGGAGCAACAGCAGAAUGGGCUGGUUCCAAAUGCAUUUCAGGCCAAAGGGCUGGUCCUGCCAACACCCGACUGCAACGUUGGCGACUACAACCAGGAUCUCGUUGGUGAGAUGGUGCGCAUUGUGCGGCGAGCAGCAACGGUGGAUGCAAAAGUGCGGCUGAUCACGCUAACGAUGGCGGCGCGCCUCAUACAUAUGCUCGUCACCUGUCACGUCGAUCCCGAUGCACAGCAGCAGCAGCAGCACCAGCAGCAGCACCAGCAGCAGCACCAGCAGCACCAGCAGCAAGCGGCGAAGAUGGAUGGCGACAGCAGGGUGAGCCAGAAGUGCUUCAUUAUCGACAACCACCGCCAUCUCAUUUCACAAGCGCUGUCUCAAAGCGCAACGCAGCUCAAGGAUUUCCUGACGGUUGAAAUCACGCGGGGACAGCGCAAAGCGAAGGACUUUGUGGAGCUGUUUGAAGCCGAACAAAAGCGGAUGCAGCCACUGCGACUGUCGCAACUUCUCAACAGCGCAACAGUUAUGUGCAGACCCGAAUCCCUCAAUUCCCCGGCCGUCGCCUUUGAGAUGAAACUUCCAAACACAGAGGAGGAACGCAAACUCAAGAGCAUACAGAUAUUUCUGCUGCUGCGCAAACUUCAUCUCGACAUGCGGAAUGAGAGCGAGACCCGGCUCCCGCUCGCCCGUCCACCACACGCCGUCGCGCUCAGAGAAACAAUGUCCAUUGACAAUGGCGAGAUUAUCACGUGCGAGUGUGUGUUCAAAGAGAACGGGCAAACGGUCAAGCAGAACCGCGUCCUUCUGGUUGAUGAGUGGCGAUUGUUCUUGCUCGUGCCAGACAUGCGAAACCUCACCCAAGGCAUCGUCAAGUUUGUGGCUGAUCUUGGCAGCAUCCGCUGCGAGCGGGUGAAGAACAACACGCGCUGCCUGACGGUGAAGGUGGAGGAGCAACCUCGAUUUGCCGAUCGCGAUGCAGACAAACUCGUGCUCUUCUCCUGUCAGUGCUUCUUCCAGGACAACAUCAGCAGCCUCACCGCAUACCAGUUCAUCAACGAAGGCCGAAAGAAUCUCGAGACGAAGAAGUUGGGGUCCCUGCAGCGGCUGCUGUCUGACUUGUCGCAACUGAGACGACAGCUGGCGUCACCAACGCCGCACACGCACGCAGGCACAAGUGGCGACGAUGAGCGUGGUGACCAGGACCAAGGGAGCCUUGUAGAAGCUGUAGCCAGCGGUGGUGGUGGUGGUGAUGAUGGUGACGGCGAUAGCCAUGUUGGGAAGUGAGGCUGCUUGACACCUGAACCGCGAUGUUGUGCCCUGGUUGACGCACAGCGUGGUGAUUGCGGUGUUCUCGUGUGUGAUGCCAGGUGGAGGACAGGUCCUGUGUUUGCACAAUGUUUCAUAUCAGGGGUUGCAGCACUUGGUUGCUGUCCACUCAAUUCUGGUCUUUAGUGCUUGACAUAAAGCGUAUGAAGAAC